CUGACGUCACGGCUCAGCUGCUGUGGAAGGAAGGGAAGAGAAGUGGAGGCGGCUUCGUGAUGGACGUGCAAGUGGCGCCGCUCCGCUCCUGGGACGACUUCAUCCCGGGCCACGACCGCUUCGCUGUCCCGGACUUCAAAGACAUCUCCAAAUGGAACAACCGGGUGGUCAGCAAUUUCCUCUACUACCAGACCAACUACCUGGUGGUGGCGGCCACGGUGAUCUCCAUUGUGGGAUUUCUGAAUCCGCUGAGCAUGAUCCUCGGUGCUGCCGUGGUGGUCCUGGUGUUCCUGGCGUUUGUGUGGGCAUCUCACAACAAAGACUUCAUUCGCAAGUUUAAGAAGCACUACCCCUUUGCCUUUGUCAUCGCUAUUAUUCUGUUGAGCUACUUCCUGAUCUCCUUUUUUGGAGGCGUCAUGGUCUUCAUGUUCGGAAUUACAUUUCCUCUGUUCUUGAUGUUUGUUCAUGCUUCCUUGCGGCUUCGGAACAUAAAGAACAAACUGGAGAACAAGAUGGAAGACAUUGGCUUGAAGAAGACUCCGAUGGGCAUUAUCCUGGACCUUCUUGAACAGCAAGAAGAAGGUUUCACUAAGCUGGCUGACUACCUGGCUAAAGCGAAAGAAUAAAUAUGCAUGCUGCUUGUUGUUCUUAGCUUGGGGAAGUAUUUGGUCACGUCCAACAUCACUUUUCAGUCUGUGAGUGUAAUAAUGCACAGACCGCAAAGCUGACAUUUGGCAAAAUGACAUCUCAUUAACUUUUUUGGGGGCACCUCUGAGCAAGGUGGAGAGAAGACAUUAUACACAAAUGCAUUUGAUAGUUCACAGCACUCGCUUGUUUCCCAAGGGAUGGGAGAGGGGAUGAACAACAGGGAAUGCCUUCUCCAAAACUAUUUAUAUUUUGGUGUUUUUUCAGAAGUCUGUAUUUUAUGGAAACACUUCAGAUGCAAAGCAGCACUUCUUUUUAGCCUCCAUGUAACCAGGAUGACAUCACACUGACCUCAAACUAAUAUGAACUAGGCUAGAGAAUGAGCAAUGAUAGCUCUUGGCUCCCAGGUUGAGUGGCUGUUGAAUCUAGUUUGGGUUUUAGCCUUGAAUUUUAAAGGAGUUAGCUAAGGUAGUGAACCCUGUCCCACAAACUGAUUCAAAACCUUAUAUAGCUCCAUUGAAAUUCAGAGUAAAGUCUAGUGUCAUGCCCUGACUGCAGACACUCCAGCCUCCGUUGCAUCUUAAUGAACCUCUUGAGUGGUCUAUAUUUUCAAAAGGAGAAGUGGAGACUCUCAGUUUAGUCAAAGGACAUUUAUAUUUUCUUGUGAUAAAUCUGGAUUUUUCCCCUCCUGUUUACCAACUGAACCUUUAUUUUUUGCACAAAACUUCCAAGUCUACAUAGAUAACAUCUAGCAAACAGACAUUCCUUCAGUAAACCUAUGGAGAGUGAUCAUAUUUAAAGGCCAAGUCAUAUAACAAGACAAACAUGAUUUUCUCUGCAUGCCACAUUCAACUGCUCUACAUGCUUUGAUAUAUAUAAUAGUUACGUAUGUAUUUAACUUUGCAAAGCUUGGGAUCUGCUGUUAAAUUUAAUUAUGAAUCUUAACAGUAUUUGUUUAGUCCACCGUGAUAAAUAUAUAUAUAUUUUAAAGAAAAAUGAACUGGAAAGUAGAAGUUUAAUUUUUGAUGUCAUCUCAUACUUGUAUUUGGGAUGGGGCUAUUCAGCCAUUCUCCUCCUGUCUCAAAGGGGAUGAAACAGUUCAAGAUACCUUCAUCCAUCAUGUGUUAAGCACCUCUUGAAUAUAAUUUCAGUGGAAUUAAAUUUCAUGUAAGAAAAAUAGUCAAAUCCACACUGCAUAUCACACACUCCCUAUUUUUCCUUUUUCUGUAUUUUUCUCCAUAGAGUUGUUACAGUGGCAGAGAAUAUGUGGCCUUCCAGAAGUGUUUGGACUGCAUUUCUUAUCAGUAUUAGCCAGCUUACUUGACCAGAAGAGAUAAUGAGAGUUGCAGUUCAACUUCAUCUGCAAAGCCACAUGCUCCCUGUCCUUCUAUUGUUUAGGUAGUAAAUAUCCUCAGGUCUCCCUUCACAAACCAUGGACUUUUUCCCUUUUGAACUGAGAAUUGUAACAUCUCAUUCCAUAUUUUACUGUUACAUGAUUGAUAUUUUGUUGGAAUUAUGUCUCUAGAUUCCAGGAUUAAAGAUAAAUAAAUUGGUCUUGAUAUGUA
Anolis carolinensis (green anole) is the source of this 2210-nucleotide messenger RNA. RefSeq names its product ADP ribosylation factor like GTPase 6 interacting protein 5 (gene arl6ip5). Bases 60 to 626 code for a protein of 188 amino acids. NCBI's taxonomy places the organism in Eukaryota, Metazoa, Chordata, Lepidosauria, Squamata, Anolidae. The record is from RefSeq and is a predicted model, not a curated record. Gene Ontology annotation, cellular component: membrane. The transcript is spliced from 3 exons. Gene Ontology annotation, biological process: negative regulation of transport.